AUGUCACUCAGAGAAAAAUACGAUAUUUUCACAAAGGAUGAACCGCUCACCAAGGAUUCGCUCUGCGAUCUGCUAUCAUCAUGCAACCGUGUGCCACCGCCUAUGGAUGGUUUGUCUUCCUUGCCGAGUACGUUUGAGGAGUUCGAAAGACUUGCAACGUCGUGCAGAGAAAUGAACAGCCGGAAGGAUCUGCUGAAGCAUUUGGUUGCAUUUAACAAGGGCAGUGUGUGCAUGGAGAAGGAGCAGUUCGAGAAAUUUCUCUCGAUUGGCGAGGAAUACAAUGAGGAAUAUAGGGAGGAGCUGUACAAGUUUAUUAAUGUAAAGGAUGAUAUGAUUAACCUGGAAGAAUUAGUAGAACAGAUCAUUGGUGAAGUGGAUAAUUAAAGAUGUGUGAUAAGGUACA
This is a messenger RNA of Vavraia culicis subsp. floridensis, 403 nucleotides long. RefSeq lists its product as uncharacterized. The transcript has a single exon. Lineage: Eukaryota; Fungi; Microsporidia; Pleistophoridae. The record is from RefSeq and is a predicted model, not a curated record. Bases 1 to 384 code for a protein of 127 amino acids.